AUGAAUGAGGCCAAAAAGUAUACACAAGUACUGGAGGAAGGCACGUCCCCACACAGUAAGAAAGUAGAUGUGAGCCGACCAAGAACAGUUGUGAAUGGAAGCGAUAUUUACAUGCUUGCUGGAAAAUACAGCCGGACAGCUGCUACUAAUCCGCAGGAGAGGGGUGCAGGUGACUGGGUACUUUUGCUGGUGGAGGGGGAAGUCAGUUCUGAAGAAAGUGGCAGUAAUAAAAAAAUCCGGUGGAAUAAGAACCAGCGACUGGCCGGCACUUUCCCUGAGGCCGAACGGGAUUCCUUGAUGCAGCUGGUUGCAGGCGGUGGAUCGGGCGUUCAGACGGAUGACGGAACGCUUGUGCUGCCAGUGGAAGGCACGACGAAGAAGGGUGAAUCAGAAAAGGGUGGAAAGACCGUCUCACUGUUCAUAUACUCCUUGGAUGAUUCUGGUUGGACGCUGUCGAAGGGGAUGUCUGACGGUGGCUGCGGUGUUCCCUCCGUCGUGGGGUGGGAGAAGGACAAACUCAUGAUGAUGACUGCGUGUGCUGAUGGCCGCCGCAGGGUGUACGAGUCCGGUGACAGGGGAGAUUCGUGGACGGAGGCACUCGGGACACUCUCGCGCGUGUGGGGCAACAAAUACGAGGAACAGACGAAAAGUGUUGCGAGCGGGUGCACUACAGCGACUUUUGAAAAUGGAGAUGCCAACAAAAAAGUGAUGCUCGUUACUCUGCCGGUGCAUUCUAAGGAGAAAGGCGGCGAAAAGAAGGAGAAGAGUGGACUCCAUCUUUGGCUGACGGACAAUACGCGCAUUGUUGAUAUUGGGCCGGUGUCCGAGAAGGACGAAGACGAAGUUGCCGCCAGCUCCCUGCCGUACAAAAGUGCUGGAGGUGAAGAUAAUAAUAAUGAGGAUAGGUUGAUUGCACUGCGCGAGAAGAAGGGCCUUGACGAAACACCACACAGCCUUUUGUCUGUGCGUUUGACUGAGCAGCUGGAGCGGGUGAAGGAGGUGCCUGCGACCUGGAAGAAGGUGGACGAACAUGUCUCCCAGCUGUGCCCCACUUCAAGUGCUGCGAAGAGUGCCUUAACUGACAAUGCCUGCAGCGCUGUUAAGAUUGCGGAUGGGCUGGUUGGCAUUUUGUCCGGCAGCUUCUCUAAUGACACAUGGAGGGACGAGUACCUCGGCGUGAACGCCACGGUGAUGAAAGGGACGAAAGGAGUGGCAACAGGGUAUGCCGAAGGUGCGACGUUUCAGGGAGCGCGUGCGGAGUGGCCCGUUGGCAGGCAGGGGGAGAAACAGCCGUACCACUUUGCGAACCACAAGUUCACUCUUGUGGCGACGGUGUCCACUGACAAGGCACCGAAGGAGGAAGAUAACUCCACUCCUUUUUUGGGUGUGCGUCUGGGCACUGAAGGAGGAUCCAAACUUAUGGAGUUGUCGUACAACAGCGAAAAGAAGUGGAAAUUGUUUUGCGCUACCGAAACGAACAGGGAGCACAGCAGCACUUGGGAGCCGGAGGCAGCACACCAGGUGGCCAUUGUGCUACAGAACGGCAACCAGGGCUCCGUGUACGUUGACGGUCAGCGUGUGGGUGGGGAAUGA
Molecule: messenger RNA, 1593 nt
Organism: Trypanosoma cruzi
Lineage: Eukaryota; Euglenozoa; Kinetoplastea; Trypanosomatida; Trypanosomatidae
Product: trans-sialidase, putative
Exons: 1
Coding region: 1-1593 (530 amino acids)
Molecular function (GO): exo-alpha-sialidase activity
Source: RefSeq, a predicted model, not a curated record